Molecule: messenger RNA, 5341 nt
Organism: Urocitellus parryii (Arctic ground squirrel)
Lineage: Eukaryota; Metazoa; Chordata; Mammalia; Rodentia; Sciuridae
Gene: Pak2
Product: p21 (RAC1) activated kinase 2
Biological process (GO): protein phosphorylation
Molecular function (GO): protein serine/threonine kinase activity; ATP binding
Source: RefSeq, a predicted model, not a curated record
GGGUUGUGGCCACGCGCAGCGGCGGCGGUUGUUCCGCUUCCCCUCCGGCCCGGGCCGUCGCCAUUGCCGAAGGCUCCCAGCCUCCCCUCCCUGGCGCCGCCGGGCUCGGUUGUAGCCCGGCCAAGCUUACCAGCGGCUGCGCUCCCUCGCGGCUCCUCCCGCCCCGCCGCGCUGUCCUGCCCGGCUCUCCACUCCUAGCACCGCGCACUCGCCCGGGGCAGCUCCGCAGCCCGCCAGGAGCUCGGACCAAGGCGCCUCGCCGGGGCGGGGACCUUUCCUCCCCUGGGGCCAUUUCAUAAUUCUGAAUCAUGUCUGACAACGGAGAACUGGAAGACAAGCCUCCAGCACCUCCUGUGCGAAUGAGCAGUACCAUUUUUAGCACUGGAGGCAAAGAUCCCUUGUCAGCCAAUCAUAGUUUGAAACCUUUACCUUCUGUUCCAGAGGAAAAAAAGCCCAGGAAUAAAAUCAUCUCUAUAUUCUCAAGCACAGAAAAAGGAAGUAAAAAGAAAGAAAAAGAACGGCCAGAGAUUUCGCCUCCAUCUGAUUUUGAGCACACCAUCCAUGUUGGCUUUGAUGCUGUUACUGGAGAAUUUACUGGCAUGCCAGAGCAGUGGGCUCGAUUGUUACAGACCUCCAAUAUCACCAAACUAGAGCAAAAGAAGAAUCCUCAAGCUGUGCUGGAUGUCUUAAAGUUCUAUGACUCCAACACAGUAAAGCAGAAAUAUCUCAGUUUUACUCCUCCUGAGAAGGAUGGCUUCCCUUCUGGAACACCAGCACUUAACACCAAGGGGUCAGAAACAUCAGCUGUAGUAACAGAGGAAGAUGAUGAUGAUGAAGAGGCCGCGCCUCCUGUCAUUGCCCCACGACCAGAUCAUACGAAAUCAAUUUAUACACGGUCUGUAAUUGACCCCAUUCCUGCACCUGUUGGUGAUUCAAAUGUCGACAGUGGUGCCAAAUCUUCAGACAAACAGAAAAAGAAGACAAAGAUGACAGAUGAAGAGAUUAUGGAGAAAUUAAGAACUAUUGUGAGCAUAGGUGAUCCUAAGAAAAAAUAUACAAGAUAUGAAAAAAUUGGACAGGGGGCUUCUGGUACAGUUUUUACUGCUACUGAUGUGGCUCUGGGACAGGAGGUUGCUAUCAAACAGAUUAAUUUACAGAAACAGCCAAAGAAGGAACUGAUCAUUAAUGAGAUUUUGGUGAUGAAAGAAUUAAAGAAUCCCAAUAUAGUUAACUUCUUAGACAGUUACCUGGUAGGAGAUGAAUUGUUUGUAGUAAUGGAGUACCUUGCUGGUGGGUCACUUACUGAUGUUGUAACAGAAACCUGCAUGGAUGAGGCGCAGAUUGCUGCUGUGUGCAGAGAGUGUUUACAGGCAUUGGAGUUUUUACAUGCCAAUCAAGUGAUCCACAGAGACAUCAAAAGUGACAAUGUGCUUUUGGGAAUGGAAGGAUCAGUUAAACUUACCGACUUUGGUUUUUGUGCCCAGAUCACCCCUGAGCAGAGUAAACGCAGUACCAUGGUUGGAACACCUUAUUGGAUGGCACCAGAAGUGGUUACACGGAAAGCUUAUGGCCCCAAAGUUGACAUAUGGUCACUGGGUAUCAUGGCUAUUGAGAUGGUCGAAGGAGAGCCUCCAUACCUCAAUGAAAAUCCUUUGAGGGCCUUAUACCUGAUAGCAACUAAUGGAACUCCAGAACUUCAGAAUCCAGAGAAACUUUCCCCAAUAUUUCGAGAUUUCUUAAAUCGAUGUUUGGAAAUGGAUGUCGAGAAAAGGGGUUCAGCCAAAGAACUGUUACAGCACCCCUUCCUGAAACUGGCCAAACCAUUAUCUAGCUUGACACCAUUGAUCAUGGCAGCUAAAGAAGCAAUGAAGAGUAACCGUUAACAUCAUUGAUGGGGCUUCAUAUUCUUUUUUCCAUUUUCUAAAAAGAAAUUUUUUAAUAUAUGAAAGUUAUUUCUCUUUUGUGUGUUUAAAGAGAUGGUCUGCAUAACAUGGAAGGAAAAAACAAACUACUAUUCCCUGAAGACAACUAAGAAAAAAAUUGCAAAAAGAGAACUGUGACUUUCAAGUGAAUCCCUCCUUUAGGGUCAAAAAGGAAUAAUGGACUGAAUCACUAGCCUUACAUCUUUCAGCAGACAGCCUACCGAGGCCAUUUUUCAUGCUUGAGAUUUGCAUUUUAUUUUGCUGACUUUGGUAUAAUAGAUCCCAUUCGUUGUCUCCUUUGGGAUAUUUUCAAUACUUGAAUGGCAGAUUUGAGUUUUUUAGAGUGUUUUAUCUGCUGGUCUUCAUUUCUCUCCUUCAUAACUUUUCCUUUCCUUUCUUUGACUUGCUCCUUCUGAGUUGCUUUGAGAAGUUCUUCUCAGGCCUAAAKUGAAGGCAAGUAUGAUAGAAAUUAUGUAGCUCUUUAUAUUGGCAAGGGAGGCUGAUAUGGCUUAACUUUUUGUAGAAGUUACGACCAGCUACUGUUACAUGUAAUAUUUCAGUUCAGAACUUGAACUGAAGGAAGCAAGGAAGAAAAGUAUGUGAUUUUUACCUUUUUUAACAAAUGUGAAAGAGUCAGUUUUAGAAAUUUCAUGGUAGUGAGUUUGGCAUUUGUUACAUGUAUAGAAAGAAAACUAAUAAUCUAUAUUUAUAACUAAAAUCAUUGAAACAGAAAAGGAAUCCCAUCAACUUUAUCUCCUUAUGGUUUUGUCUUCCUUUCUGCCUGUUUCCUCUUCAGACUUGGCUUUAGGAACCACAGUGAUUUGUGCUUGUUCCAACUUGGGCCUCGUGACUUUGGUUGGUGCCGCUGCCUUCCCCUUUCUUUUCCCUCUUUUCUCCCCUUCAUUUUGGAAAUAAGUUUCUGUAUAUGUUGCAAUUUUGGGUUUGGGGGGUGGUUUUGUUUUUAAUUAACCUCUCCCCAUACACUUACCCCUCCCCCAACCCCUGGAACAAAUAAUAUAAUAACCAUCGAAUUUUCAGAAUUGAAAAGUUAACUUUUUUUCCCUCUUACAUUUGGGCGGGCAAAAACAAAAGUGAAAGUCUUGAACCUUAGUGAGUUCUAAAAUAAUUUAAAUCAUGAAAGAGAAAUAUCAAUAAUAUAGAGAUGAGACUUAUGAACAAACAGUAAACUAUAAAGAUUUUUGUCAUUAAGUUACUGUUCUCCCAACCCAUUAGUAAUGUUUUAUUAUCUAUGAGAACUUAAAUAACAAAGUAGUUGUUAAUAUGGAUCACUUGAGAUGUUGAGUUACUUUAGUUUUUGUUUUUCAAAUAAGUAGAAACUAUUCGUGUAAAAAAGUGGAGAAAGGAAGAAAAAUUGUACUUGAUGAUAGUAAUGCUUUUUUAAAAAGAUUUAAUAAAAGGUCUGUGACCUUUAGCAUUAUAUUAGAGUUCCCCGUCCUUCCCCUCCCCUUCUUUUCUUUUCUUCUCCUUUUCAUUGUUGUUGUUAUUGUUGCUGUUUUGCUUUUGGAGGAGGUAUUGGCCAUCCUGACAUGCCUGGAACCACAUACAGACAAAAAUCUGUGGUUGGUUCUGGCAUUUUGUUCCCACCAUCUUCUCCCAAUGAACUCUUCACACCUGUUUGAUAUCCUGCAAUAAUACAAAUCAUGAAUAAAAGUAAUUUUGAUGUUUUGGAAUAUAUUGGGAAAAUUAGCAGGGUUUCAUUUUUAUUUCCACCGUAUCUGUUAAAUUCAGGUAUAAAGAGAAAUGGCUUAUUUAUCGAUAGUACAGGAAGGUUUUCAGAAAAAUGAGUAAAAUAAUUAAUGAAACUCAUCUAGAGCACUUAAUGGCCUCUGUUUUCAGUAUGAUUCUUGAUUUCAUUUUUCUCUGGACUGUAUUUGGUCUUCUAUAGCUGUCACUAAAUUACAGAAAGAAGCUGGUUUAUUUUUUGAGGAAAGCUACAGUGCAUCUUGAGUUCCAAAUUUGAACCUUCUUUGUAAACGGAUGGAUUAUGAUAAAGAAGAUGCUACUAAUGAAUAGAAAAUGAACCUGACUGAAUAAGACUGCUCAUCAUGACCACUCAAGAAGGCACUUCCAUCCUCAGACAUGGGAUAUGUGCCAGCACCCCCAUUUUAUGCUGUGACUCAACAAAGGGCUUUUCCGUUGAUAGAAGCAAUUUGGGAUUUGUAUACAACUUCUUUGAUGGUUACCUGCAUGUCCAUUGCUGGCAACGGACUUUGUCAUUAAAACCUGCCUCCUAGGUUAAGGGAGCUGCACUGUGGUUUAUUCUUUACUUUUACUUACUUGGGUAAACUAACCUGUAAUAGAAAUAUAUUUUGGUUAAUUCUGAAAUGUGUCAUUUGAAACAAAAUCAUCUUAAAAAGCAAUACAAAAUUGUGAUUUAUUAGUUAAAUUAAAAUUUUUAGAUCUCGUGAAAGAACAAUUAUAUCUGAAUCAAGAUUCAUGUUUUUUAAUCAUUAUCUUUUGUAUUUACCCUUUUUGUCAUCACUUUAAAAUGAGAAUUCCUAUUUAAAUCUAAAAGUACAGUAGGAAUCCUUUUGUGUUAUUGGGACAAUAUUACUGUAGUACUUAUUUAUUACAUUGUAGACUUUCUGGUCCUAAAGUUAUCUUCUCUCGUUCCUUUUGCUGCUUUUAGGGAUAAUUGAACUGGGAAACUAUAAAAAUAUUGAUUUUUUUUUCCCCUACCUAGAAAUAAUGAACAUUGACUCUGUUAAGUAAAGACACCAGGGCUAGCACAGUGGUCUUUGUUAAGUGUCUGGCACAAAGCAGGAAUUUUCUGCCCUUCAACAUAAAUAUUGAACUGCUUCAGUUUUAUCUAGUAACCACCAGUCCUAAACAAACUGUGCCUUUAACAAACGAGUUUAAACUACCUAUGAGUAUUUCUCUGUAGGGCUCACUCAAAUACAUGUUUGUUUGUAUAUUCUGUAUUCUAGCCAGAAUAACUUUAGAUGUGAUUAGGCAGUAGCUAUAGUUAGGGGGRAAAAAAAAAGAGGCUUAAGGAAUUUACAUCAAUUUUUUGAAUCUAAAACUUAUUAAAUAUACUGAGAUGCCUAUCCAGUGAAAUUUCCAAAUGUCAUAGACUAUCUAAAAUUCAGAUGAAUACUUAUUUUUGGCUUUUAUAAUGGGAUUUCAUAGUAAUAUAAAAAGAUUGUCUUCCUUGUCUCCAUGCUGUCAAUGGAUACUUAAACAGCUAAAAUCAGCUUUUCCGUAGCAUGAGUACAAAAUGCCCACUAUUUUUCUCACUCAACACAUUUAUUGAAAUUUGGCAAAAAUGCUGUGUUAGGUAUGUGUUAGAAGAAUCAAGCAGUGGCCUGGCCUUGAAAGAACUGAAGUCUGUAUCAUUCACCAUUUUAAAACAUUGCCAAGACAAGAGGCAGAAAGAAAUGUCUGGUAAUCCUGACAAA